UAGUACGUAGCAAAUUAAACUCCAAAGUUCGAUUACAAAUUGACUUGAUUAUUCGUAAUUGUUUAACUUUAGCAACUAGAAUUUACAGAACUUUAAAUUGCACAGAACAUUACUCAAGCAAUUUUAUUUCAUAAAGCAAGUAACCAUGGAGUUUGCAGGUAUCUUUUCUCGAGGACAAGAUUUUUUUGACAUCAAUUUAAAAUAUCUUUUUUACGUUGGAUUAUGGCCAAGAGAAGAUUUUACAAGAAAUAAAGCAUUUUUAUACAAGUUGUAUGAAAUUGUUUUGCAUAUUUUGUCCUUGGUAUACGUCGUAACUACCAGCAUUGGGACAUACCAGAAUAAGCACGAUGUAGCAAUAUUUUUGUCUAAUUUGGAUAAAAGUCUUGUGGCUUACAAUUUUGUAUUGAAAGUUAUCAUUUUUGUCAUAAAACGUAAGCAUGUUGAAAAAUUGAUUAAGGAAAUAGCAGCAUCUGGUGAUAGAAUUUCUUACAAUCAAAAACGUUUAAUGGCUCUACAUGUCAUUAUUAUAACUAUUGUAGCCACAGCUAUAAUUGGCGCAUUUAGUUUACUGGCUUUGUUUAAAAUGGAGAUGAUUGUUGAAGCUUGGAUGCCUUUCGAUCCACAUAAGAAUGUAAAGAAUUAUUUCAUGGCGACUCAAAUCCUGGUUAUAACAUUUAUUGUGCCCUGCUCGUACAGAUCAAUUGCUAUGCAAGGUAUAGUUUGUAGUAUCGUUAUGUAUUUGUGUGAGCAGUUUAUAGAUUUGCAAAAUAAAAUAAAGCGCUUAGAAUAUUCAAGAGAGAUAGAAUCCUGCAUGAGAACGGAGUUUAAGGAAAUAGUGAAAAAGCACGUACGUUUGAUGAGGUUUUCUAAGCAAUUAUCAACGACAUUUAAAGAGUUCUUUUUAAUACAAAAUUUAGCUGUUUCGGUUGAAAUGUGUUUGAAUGCUAUGAUGGUGACUAUGGUUGAACGCGAACAGAAGACACUGUUGGCUAGUUUUAUAGCUUUCCUGACAAUAGCGCUGAUUAAUGCUUAUAUUUACUGUUAUUUGGGGAACGAAAUGAUUGUUCAGAGUGAAGGCAUCGCAAUGGCGGCCUAUGAAGCUUCUUGGACAUCUUGGCCUCUUGAUAUGCAAAAAGAUCUCCUCAUCGUUAUCAGGGUAGCACAAAAACCAUUGAGUCUCAGCGCAGGCGGAGUAGUCACCAUGUCCAUGCAAGCAUAUAGUCAGGCGUUAUACAAUGGCUAUUCCAUAUUUGCUGUUCUCAAUGAUGCAGUUGAUUAGUGAAGUGUUUUAGAAAUUCAAAGUAAUGUAAAAUUUGUAAUAGUUUUGCCAAAGAAGACGAAGUAGCGGUCUAUAAUAAAAUAAAGUUUAAACCACAAUCGAUUGUUCUUUCAUUUACUGUUUGUUCAUUUGUCCCAUCACUAA
Molecule: messenger RNA, 1423 nt
Organism: Papilio polytes (common Mormon)
Lineage: Eukaryota; Metazoa; Arthropoda; Insecta; Lepidoptera; Papilionidae
Gene: Or-18
Product: odorant receptor 30a-like
Exons: 5
Coding region: 146-1279 (377 amino acids)
Biological process (GO): sensory perception of smell; detection of chemical stimulus involved in sensory perception of smell
Cellular component (GO): plasma membrane
Molecular function (GO): odorant binding; olfactory receptor activity
Source: RefSeq, a predicted model, not a curated record